CUUUCUCGUCAUUGGAUGAUUGAAAGGGCUUGAACAGUAGCACGUGAUGGAAACACAACUGAUUUUAACAGGUUCUUCAACAACGCAAAGGAGCAAAAGCAACACGAAACAAGACGUGCAGACAUUACAAAGGUGCACUAAGUGAUGAACAUUGUUCGUCUGCCACUGAGCUGCUGUCAUUUAGCUGGUCAUUUCCUGAAGAAAUACACACUUUCGAGGUUUCUUCACUUUUCAGCUUCAGCAAUGGCUUCCUUUAGACAUAAAAAUGCAAAAAGAAUUGAAGGGCUUGACAAGAAUGUCUGGGUCACAUUUACUUCAGUGGCUGCAGACCCUUCAAUAGUGAACCUGGGACAGGGAUUACCAGACCUCCCACCUCCAUCCUAUGUCAAGGAAGGACUAGCUAAAGCUGCAUCAGUUGACAGGCUGAAUCAAUACACUCGGGGUUUUGGGCACCCUACUUUGGUAAAGGCCCUUUCUGAAGUCUAUGGAAGAAUUUAUGGGCAUCAGAUUGAUCCAUUCAAAGAAGUCCUGGUGACAGUGGGAGGUUACGGCUCUCUGUUUAGUACCAUGCAGGGACUGGUGGAAGAAGGAGAUGAGGUAAUAAUCAUUGAACCUUUCUUUGAUUGUUAUGAGCCAAUGGUUCGAAUGGCAGGAGCAAAGCCAGUCUUUAUUCCAUUAAGACUUAAAACAGCAGCAGCAGAAGGUGCCACAAUCUCCAGCGCUGACUUUGUGCUUGAUCCAGAUGAGCUUGCAAGUAAAUUCAAUUCCAGGACUAAAGGCAUAAUAAUAAACACUCCGAACAAUCCAAUAGGAAAGAUCUUCACCAAGGAAGAGCUUCAGGUGAUUGCUGAUCUCUGUAUCAAACAUGACACUCUGUGCUUCAGCGAUGAGGUCUAUGAGUGGCUGGUAUACAGUGGACAUAAACACGUUAAAAUAGCUACUCUGCCUGGGAUGUGGGAAAGAACAGUAACAAUUGGAAGUGCUGGGAAGACAUUCAGUGUAACUGGCUGGAAGCUUGGCUGGUCAAUUGGUCCUGAGCAUUUAUUAAAACAUUUACAAACUGUCCACCAGAACAGCCUUUACACCUGUCCUACUCCUUUGCAGGAAGCAGUGGCUCAAGGCUUCCUACAUAAUUUCAGUCUCAUGGAUGAUCCUGAGUGCUACUUUUACUCCCUUCCAAGAGAACUGCAGGGAAAACGGGAUCGGAUGGCCAAGUUUCUCCAAGCUGCAGGCAUGAGGCCUGUCCUUCCAGAGGGAGGCUACUUCAUGAUUGUUGAUGUUUCUGGGCUUAAAAAGGACCUGUCCGACAUGGAGGGAGUUGAGCCCUAUGAUUAUAAAUUUGUAAAAUGGAUGAUAAAGGAAAAGAAACUGGCAGCUAUUCCAAUUACAGCGUUCUGUGGGGCUGAAUCUACGAAGCAGUUUGAAAAAUACAUCCGCUUGUGUUUCAUCAAGAACGAUAGCACAUUGGAUGCAGCUGAAGCAAUUCUGAAAGACUGGAACAAAGAGUCGUCUGUUUGAUAAAAUGCACUGUACUAUCUUUUGGGGAGAUUCAUGAAAGGCUCUUUCUUUAGGUUAUUUGUAGACCUGUGAUGCUGCUUCUAUUGCUGAAUACUGGAAUCCAUUCAGCCGAUACACUACUUGCUGUACCUGCAGUCCUAUCUCUGUAGAACGUAAAUAUCUCAGUUUUUUGUUUUGUUUUAGACUGUAUACCAGUGUUUCUCAACGGGGGCGGUACCGCCCCUCAAGGGGCGUUUUGAAGCCAAAGGGGGCGGGAGGGGUGCGUUUUAGCUAUAAAAAAAAGGGGGGGGGUGUUGUGUUUUCUUAUUUAAAAUUAAAGAAACUUUUUUUUCAAAAUGUUUAACUACUUACACACAAUGUGCCAGUGACUUACUCACUGGCCAGUGCACUACAAGGUCUUGUAAACAUCAAGUCAGAAAUGUGUGUUGCUACACAGCAACGUCACCGCCAUUUGUGCUAUCCGGUUUGUCAUGCAAAUGUAAUAUGGUCCAAUCAGAAUGAAGCAACCGUUCCAUUUAUGCUUGUUGCCAUGUUACGUUGCACGUCUGAAUUUCACAGUUUAUUGUUAUGAAUUAUUGAUCUGGAAUUCUCGGAACUAGUGGAAUUAAAUGUAAUUAAUAAUUGAUGUUAAUUAAACUGCAUUGUUAAUUGGCAAUAAUUCUUAUUUUUUUAUUUUCUGUGGAAAUAAGGGGGUGAUGACUUAGCUGAUCCUUAGGGGGCGUUGUUACGAAAAAGGUUGAGAAACACUGUAUACGGUCAUUUUAGUUUCACAAACUUGAUAAUCAAAUCUCUUUCUACAGUCUUUGUACUACAUGACAACUUUCGUGAUUAAUACAAUAUCUCUCAAACGACGUACUCUUUUUUAAUAUACAGUAUAGAUAGAUCCCGGUCUUCGCAAAUGUUCAGCCUACUAUUAGCAUAUAAAUCUCAUUAAUGAAUCUAGGCUAUAAUGUGUCUUUAAAUGAAGAGGUCAGUUAUGUUUCUGUUAAUAGGAAAUUAUCACAAGCAGAGAAGUAGUAAAAACGCUAUACUAAACUGUUUUACUGUUGUUGGCUUACUAGAAGAGUUUAAUGAAUAUCAUAUUUGAUUUUACUCAUGAAAACAUAAAACAUUCAACUAACUUCAACAGCUGAAGCUUUGUAAAGAAAGUCUAGGAUUAUAAAAUCCUGAGUUUGCACAGUGUCAUAAAACAUAAGAACAAGAACAUAAAGUUUACAAACGAGAGGAGGCCAUUCGGCCUGGAAAUCUAAAUAAACCAUGU
This is a messenger RNA of Polyodon spathula (Mississippi paddlefish), 2779 nucleotides long. Its product is annotated as kynurenine--oxoglutarate transaminase 3-like. NCBI's taxonomy places the organism in Eukaryota, Metazoa, Chordata, Actinopteri, Acipenseriformes, Polyodontidae. The record is from RefSeq and is a predicted model, not a curated record. Gene Ontology annotation, cellular component: mitochondrion; cytoplasm. Bases 145 to 1518 code for a protein of 457 amino acids. The transcript has 14 exons. Gene Ontology annotation, biological process: biosynthetic process. Gene Ontology annotation, molecular function: L-kynurenine:2-oxoglutarate transaminase activity; pyridoxal phosphate binding.